Dreissena polymorpha is the source of this 1013-nucleotide messenger RNA. RefSeq lists its product as uncharacterized. The transcript has 2 exons. Lineage: Eukaryota; Metazoa; Mollusca; Bivalvia; Myida; Dreissenidae. Bases 4 to 870 code for a protein of 288 amino acids. The record is from RefSeq and is a predicted model, not a curated record.
ACCAUGAAGUUCCUCUGCUUGCUGCUCUGCUUGGCUGUGGCCAAUGCGUACUACAAGGGCGGAAAAUACGGUGGAAACUACGGUGGAAACUACGGGAGCGUAGGAGGAUACGGAGGCGGUUACGGUGGAGGCUAUGGCGGUUAUGGAAACGAGGGCAAAUAUGGCGGUUAUGGAAACCAGGGUGGAUAUGGCGGCUAUGGAAACCAGGGUGGAUAUGGCGGCUAUGGAAACCAGGGUGGAUAUGGCGGUUAUGGAAACCAGGGCAAAUAUGGCGGUUAUGGAAACCAGGGUGGAUAUGGCGGUUAUGGAAACCAGGGCAAAUAUGGCGGUUAUGGAAACCAGGGUGGAUAUGGCGGUUAUGGAAACCAGGUCAAAAAUGGCGGUUAUGGAAACCAAGGUGGAUAUGGCGGUUAUGGAAACCAGGGCAAAUAUGGCGGUUAUGGAAACCAGGGUGGAUAUGGCGGUUAUGGAAACCAGGGUGGAUAUGGCGGUUAUGGAAACCAGGGUGGAUAUGGCGGCUAUGGAAACCAGGGCAAAUAUGGCGGUUAUGGAAACCAGGGUGGAUAUGGCGGCUAUGGAAACCAGGGCAAAUAUGGCGGUUAUGGAAACCAAGGUGGAUAUGGCGGUUAUGGAAACCAGGGUGGAUAUGGCGGUUAUGGAAACCAGGGUGGAUAUGGCGGUUACGGAAGCCAGGGCAAAUAUGGCGGUUAUGGAAACCAGGGUGGAUAUGGAGGCUAUGGAAACCAGGGUGGAUAUGGCGGUUAUGGAAAUCAGGGUGGAUACGGCGGAUACCAGGGAGGUUACGGGGGAUAUGGAUCGUAUGGAAAUCAGGGAAUCUUCGGUGGCAAAUACUCCAAGGGAUGGUAUUAAACAUCUCCAACAAUCUAUCCCGAAUUGGUGGACCACAUGCAAGACGCGAACAAACGACUCCGAUAUAUAUGAAAAGAUGUACAUAUACCUAGAAUUGUUAUACCUGCAAGUAAAAAAAAUAAAAUUAAUUUAUGCAACGUUUA